AUGGGGAACCACGGCUCAAACCUGGAGGACAUCCUGGCGGAGGACAUGCACCACUGGUACAAUAAGUUUAUGCGAGAGUCUCCGUCAGGCCUCAUCACGCUGUUCGAGCUGAAGGCCAUCCUCGGACUGAAGGGCAUGAAUGAGAACGCUAACAGCUACGUGGACCAGGUCUUUUUCACCUUCGACAUGGACGGGGACGGCUACAUCGACUUUGUGGAGUACAUCGCUGCCAUCAGUCUGCUGCUGAAAGGAGAAAUCAACCAGAAACUAAAGUGGUACUUCAAACUCUUCGAUCAGGACGGGAACGGGAAGAUCGACCGAGACGAGCUGGAGACAAUUUUUUCGGCCAUCCAGGACAUCACACGGAACAGGGACAUCGACCCAGAGGAGAUCGUCACACUCAUAUUUGAGAGGCUCGACGUGAAAGGAGAAGGUGAAAUGACGCUUGAGGAGUUCAUCGAGGGAGCCAGAGACCACGAAGACAUCAUGGACAUGCUGAGGAAAAUGAUGGACCUGACGCCAGUGUUAGUCAUCAUUGUUGAGGGUCGAGCAGGAUGAGAACGCAAAGCUGUGUCUGCGGCAGAACCAAAGACUGAAGCAGCAAAACCCAAACUUCACCCCUUUGACGAGAGAAAAGACUUGAUCUGCUUCCCUUCUUCUGUUUACAGCUCAGAGAGCAGGACUGAGGACAGGUGCUGUGAUGUCAGACUCUGAUUGGUCAUUCAGACUAAAUCCAACUGCACCUCUCCUCCCCACCUUCAGGUGUCAGGUUGAAAAAUGAACUAAAGAGACCCAAAGACUUUGAUGAGCUUUGUGAGAUCCAACUAACAAAUCCACAUCAGCUGUUUUUCAGAUUAAGAACCACCAGAGUCCAGACUGAAGACCACCAGAGUCUAGUCUGAAAAUACUUCGUUCAAUUUGGGAACCAGAAAAAACUGAGUCCAGAUUGAAAAUCAUCAAAGCCCAAUCUAAACAAACCAGUCCAAUCUGAGGACCAUCAGAGUCCAAACUAAGGACCAGAGUCCAGACUGAAGACCACCAGAGUCCAGUCUGAACAAAUUAAGUUCAAUCUGAGGACCACCAGGGUCCAGUCUGAGGACCACCAGGGUCCAGACAUCAACAGGUGUUGUGAUGUCAGAAUGUCAGGUGGACUAUGAUUGGCCGUUCCAGACUUUGAAAGUCCAAGUGCACCUCCCCGCCCCGCCUCCAGGUGUCAAGAGACCC
Solea solea (common sole) is the source of this 1224-nucleotide messenger RNA. RefSeq names its product guanylate cyclase activator 1d (gene guca1d). Lineage: Eukaryota; Metazoa; Chordata; Actinopteri; Pleuronectiformes; Soleidae. Bases 1 to 558 code for a protein of 185 amino acids. Gene Ontology annotation, molecular function: calcium sensitive guanylate cyclase activator activity; calcium ion binding. The transcript has 4 exons. The record is from RefSeq and is a predicted model, not a curated record.